Zophobas morio is the source of this 1210-nucleotide messenger RNA. RefSeq names its product acyl-CoA Delta-12 desaturase-like. The coding region runs from base 44 to 1126 and encodes 360 amino acids. Lineage: Eukaryota; Metazoa; Arthropoda; Insecta; Coleoptera; Tenebrionidae. Gene Ontology annotation, cellular component: endoplasmic reticulum membrane. Gene Ontology annotation, biological process: unsaturated fatty acid biosynthetic process. Gene Ontology annotation, molecular function: stearoyl-CoA 9-desaturase activity; iron ion binding. The transcript has 4 exons. The record is from RefSeq and is a predicted model, not a curated record.
UGCUUUUAAUUUUUAGAAGUGACUAACAAAUGUUCUUGCAGAUAUGCCACCACGAAGCACAACUAAAGUUCAAACGUCUGAACUGCAAAUGACCGAACUUCAAGAAAAAAAAGUGUACAAAUGGAAAUUUCACUGGAGAAACAUUAUUUUAAACAUAAUAAUGCACCUAACCGCUGUGUAUGGGCUUUACUUAUGUUUCGCCAGCGCGCAGUGGAAAACUCCGCUUUUUGGUCUUUUGAUUCUGAUUCUCGCUAUAUUGGGAAUGACUGCUGGUACACAUCGUUUGUGGUCUCACAAAAGUUACAAAGCUAAACUUCCACUUCGAAUUCUUCUGAUUAUUUUCCAAACCUUAACUCUUCAAAACCACGCUUAUCAGUGGUCUUCUUACCACAGGAUCCAUCAUAAAUACGUAGACACCGAUGCUGAUCCACACAACUCUCGACGUGGUUUUUUCUAUUGUCACAUUGGAUGGUUGCUGAUUCAACCAGAACCGGAAUUUUUAGAGAAGUAUAAUAGUAUGAGAUUUGAUGAUCUGCAGUCGGAUAAAAUACUAAUGUUUCAGAAGAAGUAUUAUUUAAUGUUGUUUGCACCGUUUAUUGGAGUUUUGAUACCGACAAUGAUACCGUGCUACUUUUGGGGCGAAACUCUUGAAAACUCAUUUUUUAUAGUUACUAUGCUUCGGUACUGCUUGUGCAGCAAUUCUAUGUUUGUUAUUAAUAGUAUUGCUCAUAUUUACGGUACCAAACCCUACGACAAGAAUAUUUUGCCGACGGAAUCUCUUAUAGUGUCUGUCGCGACGUUAGGCGAAGGCUGGCAUAACUAUCAUCAUACGUUCCCAUGGGAUUAUAGAGCAGCAGAAUUUGGAAAGCUUCGCUUCAAUUUAACUACGAGUUUUAUCAACUUAAUGGCAGCACUGGGGUGGGCCUAUGAUCUGAAAAUUGUUUCUGAGGAAUCAAUAAUUAAAAGAGCGAUGCGGACUGGGGAUGGUACUAGAAAGAUAGAAAAGAUUAUAAAAUGCUUAGAAGAUCAUGAGCAUAGUGAUGACUUGGUCUGGGGAUGGGGAGACAAGGAUAUGACGAAAGAAUACCUAAAUUACGUGAAAAUUAGUAACAGGAAACUGACUUAAAUUUACAUAAAAAUUGGGUAUUGGUUUGUUAUUAGCUUUUUAACAUAGGUUUAAAGAAAAAUUAAAUUACCCCAUUUAUGUCUA